AUGCCAGUCUAUGAAGGUCCAAUUGAGCUCGACAUAGAUGUCCGUGGAGAAGCCUCCCCAAAGGAAGUUGUCCUAACAACUGCUAUGACUUUUAAGCCAUCAUGGGUGAUACUGGACGGGAAAAUGAGAAAAGACACAGACUAUCUCAUUGCAAGACUCUCAUGCGGUGUUUCGAUAGUGAGACGAAACAACACCUUGGAAAAGUUGAGAAAGCCAAAACCUCAAAAUCUUCAGGAACAACACAUCCCUGUUUCAAGUGAAUUGAUAGGAGGAGAUGGAUUUAAACAGCCAAAAACACAAAGUCCUCAGAAACAACAAAUAGAUGACCCAAGUGGUUUGGCAGGAGGAGAUGAACAGAAGCCAGAGAUCAGAAAUUACAUUUGUUCAAUCUGCAAUAACAGACGUCCAAAAAGCGGAUGGAAGAGAGAGUUCACUUACGCAGAACUUCAUGCUGUCACUGACGGAUUUUCUGCUAAUAACUGCCAAUCAGAAAAUGGGUUUGGAGUAGUCUUCAGGGGAGAGCUAAAUGGACUGAAGAUUGCUGUUAAGCAGCAGAAAAAUGCGAGUUUUCAGGGAGAUGAUAAAGAAUUCCAAUCCAUGGUUCAUAUGCUCAGUGAAGUUAGACACGAACAUGUGGUCACCUUAUUGGGUUCCUGUUCAGACGGAAACCACAGGUUUCUUGUUUACGAAUAUGUCUGCAACGGUUCGUUGGACCAACAUCUAUCGAGAAAUCCUGGUAUACUGCUCACGUGGGAUCAAAGGAUAAAAAUUGCGAUGGGAGCUGCCAAGGGCUUGAAGUAUCUGCAUGACAACAACAUUGUCCACCGAAAUUUGAGAUCCGGCAAUGUCCUCUUAACUCAUGAUUACGAAUCUCUGCUUGGAGAUUUUGGCCUUGAAAUGACUCUACAUGAGAACUCUGAUCUCCCAUCUGAGACGAGAAUUGCAACUAUACCAUACUUGGCUCCAGAAUACGCAAAUUCUGGUGAAGUGUCUCAAAAGACCGACUGUUAUUCCUUCGGUGUCAUACUAUUACAGCUGAUAACAGGAUUGAGGAGCACAGAUCCAUCAUUUGGAAAGCAUAGCAUUGUAGGAUGGGCAAAGCCAUUGCUAAGAGAAAAAAACUACCCAGAAUUGAUUGAACACAGCCUAACCGACUCUUACGAUGUCAAUCAACUCACUUGGGUGAUUCGAGUGGCAGUUAAGUGCCUAAAAAAGGACCCCAACAGGAGAAUAUCUAUGGACCAGGUACUUCAUGCAUUAACUUACAUGGUAGAAGGAAAAACACUUCCGGUUAUUAGGGACCAACCAUGA
This is a messenger RNA of Eucalyptus grandis, 1311 nucleotides long. RefSeq names its product receptor-like cytoplasmic kinase 1. The transcript is spliced from 7 exons. Gene Ontology annotation, cellular component: plasma membrane. NCBI's taxonomy places the organism in Eukaryota, Viridiplantae, Streptophyta, Magnoliopsida, Myrtales, Myrtaceae. The record is from RefSeq and is a predicted model, not a curated record. Gene Ontology annotation, molecular function: ATP binding; protein kinase activity. Gene Ontology annotation, biological process: protein phosphorylation. The coding region runs from base 1 to 1311 and encodes 436 amino acids.